Molecule: messenger RNA, 528 nt
Organism: Polypterus senegalus (gray bichir)
Lineage: Eukaryota; Metazoa; Chordata; Cladistia; Polypteriformes; Polypteridae
Product: ras-related protein Rab-10-like
Exons: 2
Coding region: 1-528 (175 amino acids)
Biological process (GO): cellular response to insulin stimulus
Cellular component (GO): recycling endosome; insulin-responsive compartment; Golgi apparatus
Molecular function (GO): GTPase activity; GTP binding
Source: RefSeq, a predicted model, not a curated record
AUGGCAAAACAUUAUGAUCUGCUUUUUAAACUUCUGCUGAUUGGGGACUCAGGGGUUGGAAAGACAUGUAUUCUUUUCCGUUUUUCUGACGAUGCCUUCAAUUCAUCAUUCAUUUCAACUAUAGGGAUUGACUUUAAGAUCAAAACUAUUGAGCUGCAGGGAAUGAAGAUCAAGCUUCAAAUCUGGGAUACGGCAGGUCAGGAACGGUUUCGUACCAUGACCACGUCCUACUACAGAGGUGCCAUGGGCAUACUGCUUGUGUAUGAUAUCACAAACGCCAAAGGCUUCGACAGCAUCACCAAGUGGCUUAGAAACAUUGAUGAACAUGCAAACCAAGAUGUUCAGAAAAUGCUCCUUGGCAACAAAUGCGAUAUGGAUGACAGGCGAGAGGUGCCAAAAGCCAGGGGAGAACAGAUUGCAGAAGAACAUGGUAUUCGAUUCUUUGAGACCAGCGCAAAGGCAAAUAUCAACAUUGAUGUGGCGUUCCGCACAAUUGCAGAAGACAUACUACAAAACAUGAAACCAUGA